AUGUAUGGACCGCCUAUGUUUGCCUGUCGAAUUUCCGUUUUAUGCGGAAGAUUUACCAAAACUUCUUCCAUUAAAGCCACAGCCGGAAAUGCCAAAAAUCUUGUAAAAAAGGAUCUUCACGGCUUUUCACGCAGGAGUAAACAGGAUGAACAAAUCGAUUUCCUUUAUGGCUUAUCUGUGGUCAUACCGGCGCUUGAACAGAGACGUCGCAAACUUUACCGUCUAUUCUAUCAUGAAGUAAUUGAUUUUCGCAAAAAAUCUGAAAACUCCCUGGACAAGAUCAUUUCACUGGCAAAUGAAGCUAAGGUGCCAGUCGUGAAAGCAACCAAAUGGGAAUUAAACGAAUUGGUGGAAAACCGACCACAUCAGGGAGUAGUCCUAAAAGCUUCGAGGAUCACGCCAUUAAACAUUACAUGCCUUGGCAAGCCUACUGACGAGAGUUAUCAAGUCAUCCAAUCGAAUGAAUCGAUAAUCAACAUCGGCAUUUCAUCAACUGGAAAGUGGCCUCUCUGGCUUGCAUUGGACCAAGUUGUUGACCCACAGAACUUGGGUGCUAUUAUGAGGCAAGUUAAUUGCCAUCCUCUUCAUGGAUAUAGGAUUUGUGUCGUUAUAUUAACAUCUUUGAUCUUUAUUCAUAGAUCUGCCUAUUUCUACGGUGUUGAUGGAAUUGUCAUCUGCACGAAGAACAGCGCACCUUUAUCAGCAGUGACGGCGAAAGCAAGUUCGGGCGCUCUUGAAAUUAUGGAUUUAUAUGACGUUGACAAUCUUGUGAAAUUUUUAGAUAAUUCUUCAAGAAAUGGAUGGGUCAUAUAUGGUGCAGUUGCAGCUGACAACAGCCGUAAUCAAGAAAACAAUUUAAUAUCUGUGGACGAACUGAAUCGACCGUUGACCAAACAUCCCGUAAUAAUGGUAAUCGGAAGUGAAGGCACGGGGCUCCGUUCAAAUGUCGCAAGUGUGUGCAACCAUAAACUCUAUAUCCCAUCUUACAAUACAAAGAAAUCAAGACACAUAGAUUCUUUGAACGUUAACGCGGCAACUGCUGUAUUGCUACAGAU
This is a messenger RNA of Acaulospora morrowiae, 1055 nucleotides long. NCBI's taxonomy places the organism in Eukaryota, Fungi, Glomeromycota, Glomeromycetes, Diversisporales, Acaulosporaceae. The record is from the annotation of a GenBank genome assembly.